Molecule: messenger RNA, 851 nt
Organism: Cladocopium goreaui
Lineage: Eukaryota; Dinophyceae; Suessiales; Symbiodiniaceae
Source: the annotation of a GenBank genome assembly
AGGAAUGUCUGUUGGGCGUGGCGCAAGCUUCGUACCACGGAGCCAAAACAACAGCCCUGGGGCAGCCCGCGCUUCCCAGAUGGCCCGGUGCUCCGCGGACCACUGGGCAGGUGGCAUAUCCAGUCCCAGACUCAGAUGAUCCCAAGGCAUCCGAGGAGUAUUUGGAAAAGUUCAGCACCUUCCUCCGGGACAACCCACAGGUGGGCAUCUUCAUUUUCGAACCCCAGUGGGGCUCCAGUCGUUUGGGGCGGACCUGGCCGCCAGCAUUGCUUCGAGAGGUGAUCUCUCGCUGUCAUGCGGCCUCUCGCUUUGUGCUUUGCGAUGAGGUCAUGUGUGGCUUAGGCCGGCAUGGACAUGGCUCGCUGUUCUUGAGUGCCGCAUGGAAUCUGAGACCCGAUGCGGUGACCUUUGGCAAAUCCAUGGCAUCAGGCACUUUUCCUUUGUCGGGCGUUCUUGUGUUGCACGGCGGGAAGACAUUGCUGGAAGGUGGCGCCAAGAUUUUGCAAAGCCACACUUAUGCAGGGUCGUCGGCUUUGGCAUACCUUACUGCGAUUGAAAUUCUGAAAGAAGUGCCAUGCUGGUUCAGUCGGGCUGCUGCCUUGGGGUGCGUGGUCCGAGAAAUACUUGGCCCUUGCCAGCAUGAUAGCUUUUUUCAGCUGCACGGGCAAGGCCUUUUGUGGGGAGGCGAGUUCUUGGAUUCCAAAUUUGUUCUCAAGGACUUCCGGGAGGCAUGCCAUGAAAAGAAAGUGUGGCCAUACAUCGUUCCGUCCUGGCGCUUGGGUUUCAUGAGCCUGGCCAGCAAGAACCCCGCAUUGAAAACCAGCUGGAAAGCGAACGAGAAAAUCAAAUGA